Messenger RNA from Dipodomys spectabilis (banner-tailed kangaroo rat), 4242 nucleotides. RefSeq names its product spermatogenesis-associated protein 31A6-like. NCBI's taxonomy places the organism in Eukaryota, Metazoa, Chordata, Mammalia, Rodentia, Heteromyidae. Bases 1 to 4242 code for a protein of 1413 amino acids. The transcript is spliced from 7 exons. The record is from RefSeq and is a predicted model, not a curated record.
AUGGCACGCCCCUCCUGUGGCACUCCCCGCGGGGCGGGGCCAGCUUCUCGAUGUCCCGCCCCCUCCGGUGGCCGGCUGUGCAGCAGUGAGGCUCACCUCUUGAUUCCCGCCCCCUUCAGCCGGCCGGGCCACGGAGCCAUGCAGAUUAUCGGCGCCCCACUUAUUAUCGGGGCCACGCUGGUUAUUGCAACAUCAUUUCCAUUUUCACUCACCAGGGCCUCAGGCUCAGCCUUUCCUCCGGUCAUGGGUGCGCAGGGCACACAGCCCUCUCUACAUGUGUCCGGCUUUUACGAGUAUUACUCUGAGACCAUGUUCACAGGACCGAUGCCUGAGCAGCCACUUCUGACCUUCACAGUGGCUGCAAAGAGCCAAAACCGCAAAGGAGAACACAAAGGAAGAUAUCAAGCAUUUCAGGAAGGCACAUUCCCAGGGGAAGAGCCAGAUUUUAAACGAUUUUCUACACUCACGAAUGUAUCCCGCCACUCGUGGGUUCCAGGUCUGCAUAGAAAGAAUCACGAGCAUCCUGAACACGGCGGUAGGGCCAUGUCCGCGUCUGAGUGUCCUCCACUGUCCAUCACUCCAGUCCUCCGCUUGGUGCUAAUGCCUCCUUGCUGCUCUCUUCUCUUCUGUGUUUCAAGUAGCCAGAGCACACCAAAAAUAAGCUUCAACCUUAGAAAACCAGGCCUUUGUGAUGUAGGCCUUCAUUUACUAUAUAUUGCCAAAGAAACUCCCAGAGCUCAGUUGCUCAAGAGCAAUAGUGCGAUUCAGAUGAUGGAGAAUCCUCUCUUGUCACUGAAAAGCGUUGCUAUUCCAUGGCUGAGCCCUGAACUCACCACCUUUGCAACGGAUAUGAUCCUUGCCAUUGUGGGUGGGGUGGGGCUCUACCUCCUGCUACUGCUACUUCCCUGCUUCAAGGAAAAUCCAUCCUCACCAACACCUGAGAGAAAGAACAAACUGACUAAGUAUCCUGUGGAGAAACGAGGCCAGAUCAAGUGCAGGAAGAAACGUGCUGCUCUGAAAGGUAGGCUCCGCAAGUUCUCCCAAGGGGAUUUGAUCUCGGUCUCUGUCAGCAAGAGUCAGGCCACCAACGCCCUAGGGAAACUCGAUGACACUGGAAGCUUUCAGCGUUUCUUAAAAGGAGAUGCCUUAGGUGAAGUUUUCAACUCAGAAUCUGCUACAGCCCUCCCGUCAGCGAGGGACUCUGAGGAGGACACUUUCUCCAGCACUGUGUCCCUGAAGGCUUCCCCAUCUCCUUCACCCCAGGGCUUGCAGCCUCUGGCCUCUACCUUGUCACCAGUCCACAUGGGUUCCUCAGUUUCUGUUGAGUCACACUCAUCCCAGAGUGUGUCUCAGCCUCCGGAGCCGUCGAUUGCUCUAGGAGAAGGGUCUUUUCCCUGUUCUCAUUUUCCUCCACCUGUGGCCUGCACUCCACCCAGGCACGACUCACACUCGGGUCUUCCCCCAUGUGACAUCAGGGAAGUCCCACCAGAAACCACCCCACAGAGCUCUCCAACCAACAGCUCUCGGGUGCCUUCUCCUAUCCCAACCCUCAACUCUGAUCUCCUGGAGUUGCCAUACAGAGUAAUUAGUAAGAGGGCAAAGCUGAAAUCAGCUUCUCAGGAGAAAGAACACCCUCUGGAUUCUCGGGGGAACAUGAUGAAGUCACUAGGCAGUGCACAAGACACUGCCAUCCCUCAGCCCUUCUGGAACACCGAGGGAAAACCACAGCAGCUUCCUGAUUCUCAGGAGCUGUUUUUCCCCAUGGUCUUGCAGAAAUGCUGCCAACUGUUCUGGGGCCUUCCCUUCCUGCACAGCGAGUCUCUGGUGGCUCCUGUCCAAAUGUCUGGUCAUCCACUAGACUUACCCUUUAUUUUAUUCAAUAGUUUCUUGCACUUAGUGCCGGUACAAGUCCAAGCUAAAGUACCUCCACCGUACUUUCUACCACAGCCUUUACAGCACCAUUUGGUCAAAUCACAACCCUUCACUCCAACCGUAUCCUGGCCUCAGCCUUCCUCAGUGGCUGAGAUCCAGACCUAUGCCCAUGGCACCUUCUGUACCCUAAUACAAUCCUGUACUUCACCUCCAGUGAGGUCCUGUACAAUCCCCCCUGUUGUUCAACAAUUAGACCAUCAUCUCAAGAAGAAACACCUACAAUGUCAUAGAACUUUACCCUCUGUGGUCAAACAGUCUCACAAAACCUUUAGUCAAGAACAGGGUACCUGGAACCAGAGAGGCUUUAGUGAUGAUUCCAGUGAUUUUAUUAGGCUAGAGAUGAGGAAAAAGCUGGAACAUCACCUCCAAGGGAGGAUCCUACAGCACCUAUGUAAAACAAAUCACAAGAUCCAGCUGUCACCUAAGAAUUUGACAGGAAGAGAUCAGACAGACCACAAACAUGCAUUUUUACAAAACUCUACAUCUGUAGAGAAUUGGUACCUGAAUAUUCAGAAAACAACCCCAGAGUGUCCAGUAUCCCAAGGAUGGAAGAACUCUAGAACGGAUCUGCAAUUCUCUAUGAAGAGAGUAGUGAGAGCUCUAGACAGGAAUGCAGAAAGCUCCUCAGGGGAUUUUCUAGAGGCCAAAACACAGAAAAAAUUAGAAAGCGACAUGAUGAGACCAAGUAGUGAUUCAGGAUAUUUUCCCCCAACUCAUUCAAAUAAGAACUAUCUAGGAGAAACCCCAAUAGCACAUCUCAUCACUAAAUGGGAGCAGACCUGUAGCGACAAGGUCCCUAUGCAUGUUUGUCAUUACCGGGGCAAGACAAAUCAUGCCUUGCCCGCCCGUGGUAACUCCAACUCUAGCAAGAACACUGGCGGAGAACGACCCUUAAAUACCAGGGAAACCUGCAAGAGCUCCUCCCAGGAGGUUUCCCACAUUGAUGCUGCCACUCAACAGCUGCUAGAUGUGCAUAUCAAGAAGCUUUGGGCAAAGCACCAGUGGGGCUUAUGCCUAAAAAUUCUCAAACCGAUAAACAUCCUUACUCUGAAAAAGGCUCCCCCUUUACCAACUUCACAGGGAGCUUCACCCUACAUGGCCUGUAGUAACUUCAAGGCCUAUCACACAGUGAAGGAGGGUGCAUGCCAGAGAGAAGCCCUUCCCAAAGAACAAAAGAGCAAAGAAAGAGAAAAAACUGAAGGCCAUGCCUUACAACCUUCUCAACCUCCUUCACAACCUGAAACCCCGAGGGGAACACAGGAUAAUCAUAACUGUGGUCCCUUGGAGGUCUCUCCUAGUGGAGAGGAAUGUAGACUGCUUUCUGAGACUCCAUCUUGUAUCUUACUAGGAAGAAAGUGGCACCAUAACAUUGUGCCAGAAUCAGAAGGAAGCAGUUUAGAAACAACAAAUAGCCCAGAAAUGGGCAUAUCUGCAACAAAUGAAAAAAAAAACCUCUGCCACAGUGUGUCCAUUAAAGAGGUCUUUGUUACACCCAAUUCUGAGUACACAGAAGGUCUCAUGGAAAUGGGAGAGUAUAAAAAGCCCACUAACCUGGAUUUCAAUAACUUGAAACUCAGAAAUUCAGAACUAGUGAGGACCACUGAAACACUAUUACCACCGAGAAUUUCAAUUUCCAACUAUCCACUUGAUUCAUACUUUAAAGAACACACAGGAUCAACCAGUACAAGCGAAAGCACCCCUUUUGAUGAUAUCCUUCAGGACUGCAAUGCUGACCCAUUCCUGCAAGGUGGUGCCCCCGAGAUGCUGAUUGCUGACGACAUGUUUGCUUCUCAGAGCUCUCUAACUAGCUCAGAGAACCUUUCUGGAAGCAGCACAUCCACUUUCUAUGAGCGACGCACUCCCUUGCCAAAGGGAGUGCAAAUCAUGAAGCAGCAAGAACCUAAGACAUCUAAACUCCAGCAGCCAUGGUACAGCAAAAUGUUUCAUGGGCAUAAUGAGACACAGAGCUGUGAGAGGCCCAAAGCUCCAACACAGAAGGCAAAGCCAGCAGGAAUGAGGCCCUCACAAGGCUGGAAGCUGAACUCUCCUGCCCAGGUUAGGAAAACAAGAACUGUGAAGAACUCCAGCCUACCUGUGUCAGAGAAAGCACAGCAUCCCCCGGAGAGUCAGUUCGGAAACCGAAUAAUGAAGUUUUUUAUGUCUAUUUUCCCUAGAAAAGUCUACAGUCAGGCAGACUCACUGUCAAAUUCAAAAAUCCAGUCAGCCAAUAGCAAGAACCAAGACUUAACAAGCAGAAUCCAAGACAGUGGAGGGCCUGAAGCCCAGACACUCAAGAACACCAUUGGGUGA